Rhea pennata is the source of this 1486-nucleotide messenger RNA. It is a transcript of the gene G6PC2, whose product is annotated as glucose-6-phosphatase catalytic subunit 2. Lineage: Eukaryota; Metazoa; Chordata; Aves; Rheiformes; Rheidae. Gene Ontology annotation, cellular component: membrane. The transcript has 6 exons. Gene Ontology annotation, molecular function: glucose-6-phosphatase activity. Bases 1 to 1080 code for a protein of 359 amino acids. Gene Ontology annotation, biological process: glucose 6-phosphate metabolic process; gluconeogenesis. The record is from RefSeq and is a predicted model, not a curated record.
AUGGAAGCGUCUAUGGAUCUCCUUCAUAGCAAUGGGGUUCUUAUCAUUCAGCAUUUACAGAAGGAUUACAGGGCUUACCAGGACUUCCUUAAUUUCAUGUCACAUGUUGGUGAUCCCCGGAAUAUAUUCUCAAUUUAUUUUCCUCUUUGGUUUCAGCUCAAUCAAGUGGUUGGUACUAAAAUGAUAUGGGUGGCAGUCAUUGGUGAUUGGUUCAACCUCAUAUUUAAAUGGAUUUUAUUUGGUCAUCGUCCAUACUGGUGGGUACAGGAAACAAUGAUGUAUCCCAAUCAGUCAAGCCCAUGCCUUGAACAGUUUCCUAUAACAUGUGAAACUGGGCCAGGAAGCCCCUCUGGGCAUGCAAUGGGAUCUUCUUGUGUCUGGUAUGUAAUGGUCACAGCAGCACUGAGCUACACAGUUGGAUGGAAAGAUAAAUCAGCAGUUACCCUUCACAGAUUGACGUGGUCAUUUCUCUGGAGUAUUUUUUGGAUUAUCCAGAUCAGUGUGUGUAUCUCAAGAGUAUUCAUAGCAACACAUUUUCCUCAUCAAGUUAUUCUUGGAGUAUUUGCUGGAAUGCUUGUGGCAGAAGCAUUUGAGCAUACCCCUGCUAUUCAGACAGCAAGCUUGAGAAUGUACAUCAAGAUAAACUUGUUCCUUUUCAUCUUUGCCCUUGGCUUUUAUCUAGUCCUCAAACUUCUUGAUAUUGACUUGCUAUGGUCUGUUCCAAAGGCAAAGAAAUGGUGUGCCAAUCCAGACUGGAUAAACAUUGACACAACUCCAUUUGCUGGACUGGUGAGAAAUUUAGGUGCACUCUUUGGCUUAGGUCUUGGUAUUAAUUCCGAAAUGUUCAUCACAAGCUGCAAAGGUAAAAAUAGCUGUAAGGUAAGUUUCCGGAUAUUGUGUAUAGCUGCUUCUUUAGCUACACUGCAGCUGUAUAACUUUGUUAGGAUACCUACUCAUACUGAGUAUUUAUUCUACAUUCUUUCUUUUUGUAAGAGUGCAGCCAUGCCUCUUACUGUAGUUGCCUUGGUUCCAUACUGUGUCCACUUAUUUAUGAGGACAACCGAAAAGAAGUUAAAUUAAACAAAAUUUCCAAAUGGUCAACAAUCUGUGGAUGUCUUAUGAAUGUUUUGAGCAGCCCCCGCCGCCCAAGGCUGUUUUGCUAACUCAUUUUAACUGGAUGGAAGCAAUACCACCACGUCUUUGAUGUACUCUUUGUAAGUCAUCAGUACAUCAAAAAUCAGUACAUCCAGGAAUGACCUGAACAGCUCAGAAAUAUUAAACGUUGUCUCUAUUCCUUGAAAUAUUGCAAGGAAGGACCAUGUAGUAUAGUUUCUAACAAUAUGCUGGAGUGUGCAAAAGUUUUAAAGUGUAAUCAACUAGUUUUAUUUAGCUACUUGCUGGUCUUUCAGUUCUGUCCAUCUCCAACUAGGUGAAGCUUGAAGCCCCAGUUGUAUAUAGUGAUAGUCAAGAUUCUGUGUAUAUAUAC